AUGAAGCAGACCUUUGGAAUUGUUUCCACAACGGCGAAGAGAGACAGAUGCCAGCCCUACAAGACGGUUCAAUUUCAGUUUGUCCAGGAAUGCGUGUCAGAAGCUCAAGAAGAAUUGAACUUUUUGGAAACACCAGGAUUUUCGGAUUUCUACAAGGGCCGCGUUGCAGUUUCUUGGACGAUCAUGACGAAAUCUAAACUCGAACCGAUCGUACUCAUCUUUGAAGAUUUCUACCUGCCUUGUGAUCUCGGUCAUUUGGUCAUCACAGAGGGACUAGAUGAGUCGCAAGAAAUCUGUGGAACUGACGACAAAUGGCCAGCCAUAAUAGGGAAAAGUACGAACAUGAAGCUGUCAAUCCAGACAAGUCGGUCAACAAUGGAGUGGAAAAUGAAAUUAGGCUUUCGAAAAGACGUUCUCGGCGCCUGUGGCAAACUCGUCAAAAAUUACCCGAGAUCGAUAAACCCUUGCAUACAAGACGAAGCUCCUACUAAACCGAUCCGGACAAAAGGAAAGAUUCCCUUCAAAAAUCCUUUCGGAAAGAAAAUACCCAAAAAAGUGCCGAAAAAAGACGAACCAGAACUAGAAGAAGAAGAAGUCGAAGGAACGAAAAGUGCCGAGGAAGAUCCGAAGAUUCCCAAGAAUUCGAAUCCCAAGCCAACUCGAAAAACAACAACGAGGAGUACGACAAAAGAGCAAAACAUCGUCCAAGGAUACGACCCAAUUCAUGAAAUCGGAGCAGAAGAAUUGCUCAAAUUUCAAAACGAUCUGGACACCCGUUAUUGGAAUUUGGACAGUAGAAAUCACCGGGAAGAAAAGGCUGACAUGAGUUGGGCGCUUUGGAUUGUUCUUUUGCUGAUAGUUACUGGAAUAGUGUCGAUUAUUUCGUUCUACAGAAGGAAAUUGAAGAAUCUUCAUGUUUUGCAAGAAGAAAUGGAGUUGCCGGAAACUUCGAGCUCUAGAAAAUUGAGAAGAUAG
Oikopleura dioica is the source of this 975-nucleotide messenger RNA. The record is from the annotation of a GenBank genome assembly. Lineage: Eukaryota; Metazoa; Chordata; Appendicularia; Copelata; Oikopleuridae.